AUGGCCAUCGGUAAUCUUUACUUCAUUGCGGCCAUCGCCGUCGUGGGCGGUGGUCUGUUCGGUUUCGAUAUCUCGUCGAUGUCUGCUAUCAUCGAGACCAAGGCCUACCUCUGCUACUUCGACCAGGGUCCUCUGGAAUAUAACGAUGAUGGUAGCCGGAAAUGUCAUGGUCCCAGUGCAAGUGUGCAAGGUGGUAUCACCGCCUCCAUGGCCGCUGGUUCAUGGCUGGGUUCGUUGUUGUCCGGUUUCAUCUCGGAUAUGCUUGGUCGUCGAACUGCCAUUCAGAUCGGUUCAAUGAUCUGGUGCAUCGGAUCGAUUAUUGUCUGCGCCUCUCAGAACAUUCCCAUGUUGAUUGUUGGUCGUAUCAUCAACGGUCUGAGUGUUGGUAUCUGCUCUGCUCAGGUGCCGGUGUACAUCUCGGAGAUUGCUCCUCCAACGAAGCGUGGCCGUGUCGUCGGUCUGCAGCAAUGGGCCAUCACCUGGGGUAUCUUGAUCAUGUUCUACCUCUCCUACGGCUGCAGCUUCAUCGAGGGUACCGCCGCCUUCCGUAUCCCCUGGGGCCUGCAAAUGAUCCCUGCCCUUCUGUUGUUCCUCGGCAUGUUGUUCCUGCCCGAAUCGCCUCGUUGGCUAGCGCGCAAGGACCGGUGGGAGGAGUGUCACGCUGUCUUGACCCUUGUACACGGCCGGGGUGACCCUAACUCCCCAUUCGUACAACGUGAAUUUGAGGAGAUCAAGAGCAUGUGCGAGUUUGAGCGUGCCAACGCUGAUGUAACCUACCUCGAACUUUUCAAGCCCAACAUGCUCAACCGCACUCAUGUGGGCAUAUUUGUUCAGAUUUGGUCCCAGCUGACCGGAAUGAACGUCAUGAUGUAUUACAUCACCUACGUCUUCGCCAUGGCCGGCUUGAAGGGAAACAACAAUUUGAUCUCCUCCAGCAUCCAGUACGUGAUCAACGUCUGCAUGACCGUCCCGGCCCUGCUGUGGGGAGACCGAUGGGGUCGUCGUCCGACCUUCCUAUUGGGGUCCCUCUUCAUGAUGAUUUGGAUGUACGCCAAUGCCGGUCUGAUGGCCAGCUACGGUCGCCCUGCUCCUUCAGGCGGCCUCGGUGGGGUUAGUGCGGAGUCUUGGAUCAUCGAAGGCCCGGCCAGCAAGGCCGUAAUUGCCUGUACCUAUCUUUUCGUGGCCUCAUACGCCAUUUCGUUCGGUCCCGCCAGCUGGGUGUAUCCGCCGGAGCUGUUCCCUCUGCGCGUGCGCGGUAAGGCGACCGCCCUCUGCACCUCGGCCAACUGGGCCUUCAACUUCGCGCUCAGUUACUUCGUGCCUCCAGCAUUCGUCAACAUUCAGUGGAAGGUCUACAUCCUCUUUGGCGUCUUCUGUACGGCCAUGUUCAUCCACAUCUUCUUCUUCUUCCCCGAGACCACUGGCAAGACCCUUGAAGAGGUCGAGGCCAUCUUCACUGACCCGAACGGUAUCCCGUACAUUGGUACGCCGGCCUGGAAGACCAAGAACGAGUACUCUCGGGGCGCCUUUAUUGAACAGGUUGGCUUUGACGAGGAGAAGCGGGUGGCGGGUGGUCAGGUUGUUCAUGAAGAGGUUACCACUACGGCGGAGAAGAUUGCGUGA
This is a messenger RNA of Aspergillus sclerotioniger CBS 115572, 1623 nucleotides long. Its product is annotated as sugar porter family MFS transporter. Lineage: Eukaryota; Fungi; Ascomycota; Eurotiomycetes; Eurotiales; Aspergillaceae. The transcript is spliced from 5 exons. Gene Ontology annotation, biological process: transmembrane transport; carbohydrate transport. Gene Ontology annotation, molecular function: carbohydrate:proton symporter activity. The record is from RefSeq and is a predicted model, not a curated record. The coding region runs from base 1 to 1623 and encodes 540 amino acids. Gene Ontology annotation, cellular component: membrane.